GAGGGAGUGCGAAAUCUUUCUCCGGGCAUCGAAACUUGUAUAAAAACUCCGGGUGAAUCUGGAGAGAGCAUCAAAGCGUUCACUCGUGUCUAUUAAUCCAUUUCCUUCGUUCUACGUCUGAAAUCCAAUUUGAUAAGCUUUCAACAUGAAAUUCUUGGUUGCAUUCCUAGUCCUUUUGGCGAUUGUAUGCUGUACGGCUUUGGACGAUGUAAGCGGAAAAAAGACCGAUAAGCGAGGAGCAUUCGGUCUGGGAUAUGGUUACCACGGACCAUAUUACGGAGGAUAUGGUGGAGGCCAUGGAGGAUACCAUCAGGGAUACGACUAUCACUCCUUCUCUCAUGGACACUCACACUACCCGUACCAACAUGGACACUACGGAUAUGGCUUCCAUCAUCCUUAUGGAUACGGAAACCAUUAUUAUUAAGUGAAAUAGUUGCAGCGUAAGUGCAACGUUACAAGUUUUCUUAUAUUUUCCCCAAAUUUUUUUUACAAUUAUUGUAUUACCUUGAGCGUAAUAAAAAGAGACAUUUUAUAGUCGAUUACAACUGAA
Molecule: messenger RNA, 550 nt
Organism: Hermetia illucens (black soldier fly)
Lineage: Eukaryota; Metazoa; Arthropoda; Insecta; Diptera; Stratiomyidae
Product: keratin-associated protein 19-2-like
Exons: 2
Coding region: 146-424 (92 amino acids)
Source: RefSeq, a predicted model, not a curated record